CUCGAUCCCCCCCCCCCCCCCCCCCCCACCACUUCACACUUGCCGAGAAAACGAACGCCUUCCCAGCAAGGCAGAGCAGCCGCAACGCGCGAGGCACCAGUUCGGCAGCUGCCGUCGCCGGCGGAAGGGCUCUGCCUCCGCGUCGCCGGGCAUGGCCGGGCAGCCGCCGCAGGCCUCGGAGGACGACUUCCUCGACCAGUUCUUCUCCCUCACAAACUCCCUCUCCGCCGGCGGCCGGCCCUCCGGCGACCAGCCCUUCUCCCUCGCCCUCAGCCUCGACGCCGCGGCGGAUGCUUCCGGGAGCAGGGACCGCCUCGGAGACGCCGACGACGUCGGGAAAUCGGAGCGGGACAGCGUGCAGCUUUCGGGUCUCUUCCCGCCGGUUUUCGGUGGUGUCGGACAGCCGCCGCACCUACGCCCCAGCCCGCCUGCCCAGAUGUUCCACGCGCAGCAGCCGAAGCAAGGUGGAUCAGCCGUUGGGCCGCAGCCACCGGCUCCGAGACCGAAGGUGCGAGCGCGUCGAGGACAGGCGACUGAUCCCCACAGCAUCGCUGAGAGGCUAAGAAGAGAGAGAAUUGCGGAAAGGAUGAGGGCCCUACAGGAAUUGGUCCCCAAUACAAACAAGACUGAUAGGGCAGCUAUGUUAGAUGAGAUCCUCGAUUAUGUGAAGUUCUUGAGGCUUCAAGUGAAGGUUUUAAGCAUGAGCAGACUGGGUGGUGCUGGUGCUGUUGCCCAGCUGGUUGCUGACAUUCCACUUUCAGUUAAGGGGGAAGCAAGCGAUAGUGGGAGCAACCAGCAGAUUUGGGAGAAGUGGUCAACGGAUGGCACCGAAAGACAGGUAGCAAAGCUGAUGGACGAGGACAUUGGCGCCGCGAUGCAAUUUCUCCAAUCCAAAGCGCUCUGCAUGAUGCCGAUCUCUCUUGCCAUGGCUAUAUAUGACACACAACAUUCACAGGAUGGCCAACCAGUGAAGCCUGAACCCAACAGUCAUUCCUAGUAUAGUAACAGCAAUUGUAACUGCAUCCCUACGGCUGCUAUGGCAUCGACCUAUCAAAGUGUAAGAUAAAACUGCUCGAUUUGGUUCGCUAACAAGGAGGCAGGAAAAGACCUAAAAGAUCCUCUCCACUUGAAGUUGUACCGAUGAUAUAUGAUGUCACCUACCCCUUUCCAUCUUUUGUCCAAAGGUGCUUUAAUUGCAAGGAUAUGCCUGCACAAACGGUUGACGGAAUUUGAACACAAGAUGAAAUGGGAGGCGAUGUUGAUGGUGACGUUCGUUCAUCUCCAUUUCUCCAAAGCAGAGGGUACAGAGGCUUUGGUCAAUUGAGGCUGAGCAUGCGUUAAUCCGCUUGCUAGUGGGUCUGCUAUGCUAUCUAUAUGCACUACCCUUUUUUUUAAUCUCUAGAGUCAUACUCUUGAUAAGAACUUCCAUAUAAGGUUGUCUCUUCUAUUGUUGAUUAAUCCAUAAAAGUAUCAUGUAUUUUCUGUAAUGGGUUAUCUACUUUCCCAGAUUUGUUUUGCCGACUUAUCUGUGGAGAACAGCUGUUUCUGCACUGUUCACUGCCGUAAUCACAAGGUUUCCUGGGUUUGUGGGCUAGCUGUGACCUGUGAGAAUCUACAACCUGGACAGCUGAAUGUGACUUGUUUGCUUGCAUAUUGCAUGUCACUGUAGAUUGUUCACUGACUAGGUAUGUGCUUGCGUGUUGUUACUACUUCAUAGGAUUUGUAAUGACUAUGCACAACAUAACUAGUGCCUGGCCAAGUUCCCCUUUCCAUAUCUGUUGGACAAAAGGGGGAUUUGCCUUUUUCAUCCUUUCAAUAAAGAUCUGUACAGGCCUGGUAUUUUAGGUUUCCA
This is a messenger RNA of Brachypodium distachyon (stiff brome), 1852 nucleotides long. Its product is annotated as transcription factor UNE12. Gene Ontology annotation, molecular function: protein dimerization activity; DNA-binding transcription factor activity, RNA polymerase II-specific; RNA polymerase II cis-regulatory region sequence-specific DNA binding. Lineage: Eukaryota; Viridiplantae; Streptophyta; Magnoliopsida; Poales; Poaceae. Gene Ontology annotation, biological process: regulation of transcription by RNA polymerase II. The transcript is spliced from 8 exons. The record is from RefSeq and is a predicted model, not a curated record. Bases 152 to 997 code for a protein of 281 amino acids. Gene Ontology annotation, cellular component: nucleus.